Epithele typhae is the source of this 1242-nucleotide messenger RNA. RefSeq lists its product as uncharacterized. NCBI's taxonomy places the organism in Eukaryota, Fungi, Basidiomycota, Agaricomycetes, Polyporales, Epitheliaceae. The record is from RefSeq and is a predicted model, not a curated record. Bases 1 to 1242 code for a protein of 413 amino acids. The transcript is spliced from 2 exons.
AUGGUCAUCGUCCAGGAUCACUUCACACCCCAGCCUCGUGCCAACCGGGCCAAGGACAAAAUCAACCGCAAGGUGCUCCCCCGUGCUCUACUCCAGGCCACACGUCGACAGGCUCGCCGUCCCGUACCCUGCAAGACCGACAUGGACCAUCCCAACGACCUCGACACGGACGACGCGGACGGCCCCAUCCAGAAACUCUCCCUGCCCGGGAUGCCAGGCCGCAUCUGCUCACGGGAAGAUUACCCCAAACUCCCCAAGCAGCUCCCGUGCCCUAUCCCCGACGUCCUCCCCACCGUCGACCAGAAGAAGAUCGCCGCCGCCUGCCCCACCUUCGCUGAGAUCCCGCCCGAGCAUGUGCGGAGGAUCUGGCCCGCGAUGGGCAUCAAGAUGCUCUGCAUGUGGGGCCGGCUGCUCGUCAACCCGCCCAAGAGCACCGUCCCGCGGAGGUUCACGAUCUCCCUCAAGGACGUGGCCCUCGCCCAGCUCCCCACCCACCUCUUCGCGAUCUGGGGCCCCGCCUCGGUCUCGUUCCUCAAGAAGUCCCUGAGGUACCGCCGCAUCGUCUGGCUCUACCCCGCGCACGCCGUCAUCUGGGCCGCCCACUGCGCCAACCUCCCCGCCAUGCGCCCCGGAGCGCUCCGCACCAUGCUCACCACCCCCCCGAGCCCCGCGGACGAGGAGACGAAGACGGAGGCGGUCGAGGGCUCGAACGCGUACCAGCUCCCCGUCGUCCCCCUCCAGCUCCCCUACCCGCACCGCGACGCGAUCGAGGCGCUCGAGGCGUACUUCUACACCCGGCGCACCUUCCCCUUCCUCGAGCGCAUGCUCGGCGUCUUCGACGCCCUCGGGCCCGCCCCGCCCCCGAAGGAGGAGGCGGCGCGCCAGGCCUGGAUCCAGAACGCGCAGGCGAUCUGCGACGCGUUCGACUCGCUCGACCACGCGAAGCUGCUCGACGUCGUCACCCGCUUCGUCGGCCACAUCGACACGCUCCUCAUGCUCGCCCGCACCGUGCGCGGCGUCGCGCAGGACAUGGGGGUGCUGGGCGUCGUCGACGCGCGCCCGUGGGCCGCCGUCGCCGCCGCCUGGCGCGCCGUCCGCGCCGCGAUGGACAACCGCGUCGACUACGGCUGCCUCGCGAAGACGCGCACCGACGACUCGUGGGACGAGCACUCCGACCCGGGCCACCUGGACGAGCCGGAGGUGCCAGAGCAGGCAGAGGAGAUGGCCGUCGACUCGGACUGA